AUGUGCAACCCCACGACGUUAAACUAUCUUAUUUCAAGAAUCGUUCCACCAUUCACGCAAGCGCGUGUGGUGCUCUUUGCCUUACUAGCGUUGGAAAAGUUUGCUCAAACUAGUGAAAAUCAAUUCUUAAUCUCGCGCACGUUGGAGGAAGCUCCCUCCCAUCCGCUAAAGCAACUUGAGGAAUGGCGCCAUUGCACUUCUGAUGCUAUGAAACGCCAAGUCGGUUUUUGCGCAACAUGGGCGCUAGAUAACAUCUUCAUUACACCAAACCGAACGUAUGCAUACGAAAAGACGGAUGUAUCAAAAAUCAAUGCUAUGUUGAAUCACGAAGACGUCAGCGAGUAUCUGAAAAUUGGACCUGAUGGAUUGGAGGCACGCUGUGAUGUGUCAUCCUUUGAAUCUGUUCGUUGCACAUUUGCUGUGCAAGAUGGGGUAUGGUUUUAUGAAGCCACCGUUUUCACCCCUGGAGUUAUGCAGAUAGGAUUUGCUACUAAGAGAAGUCGAUUCUUGAAUCAUGAAGGUUACGGUAUCGGAGAUGACGAAUCAUCCGUAGCAUAUGAUGGUUGUCGUCAACUCCUUUGGCACAAUGCGCAUUCUAGUCGGCACGAGCAUGAGCCCUGGCGUCCAGGUGACGUCAUUGGUUGUCUUUUGAAUUUCCCUAUGGGUACAGUGAUGUUCUAUCUGAAUGGCCGUCCAUUGCAAAGGCCUCAUUACGAAUUUCUAAAAAGUCGCCCAGCAGGUGAUGGAGUGUUUGCAGCAGCGUCUUUUAUGUCAUUCCAGCAGUGUCGGUUCAACUUUGGUGCUGAACCAUUCAAAUAUCCACCGGAUGUGACGUUCAGCACAUUUAAUGACGGUGGAGCGACGUUAACUUUGGAACAGAAAACCAUCCUACCCAGGUAAUU
Strongylus vulgaris is the source of this 902-nucleotide messenger RNA. Lineage: Eukaryota; Metazoa; Nematoda; Chromadorea; Rhabditida; Strongylidae. The record is from the annotation of a GenBank genome assembly.